This is a messenger RNA of Cryptosporidium ubiquitum, 729 nucleotides long. Its product is annotated as tRNA-intron endonuclease. The coding region runs from base 1 to 729 and encodes 242 amino acids. Gene Ontology annotation, biological process: tRNA-type intron splice site recognition and cleavage; tRNA splicing, via endonucleolytic cleavage and ligation. Gene Ontology annotation, molecular function: nucleic acid binding; tRNA-intron lyase activity. Gene Ontology annotation, cellular component: tRNA-intron endonuclease complex. NCBI's taxonomy places the organism in Eukaryota, Apicomplexa, Conoidasida, Eucoccidiorida, Cryptosporidiidae. The transcript has 2 exons. The record is from RefSeq and is a predicted model, not a curated record.
AUGAAGGAUGAUGAUGAACUUGUAGAUUUUCCGUUUAAAAAACCACUUUAUUUUGUUUUAAAUGAUGUAAUAGCGAUUCCAGAAGUGAGAGAAAGCAUGCACUUAAAGUUUAUAGAAAAUUUGUAUUUGAAAUUUAAUAUAGGUAAUAGAAUAGUAAAUGAGGAAAUUCAUGGUCAAAUUAAUUAUCAAUACUCAUAUAAUAUAAAUGAAUUGAUAUAUAUAGGGGAAAAAUUUGAUUAUUGUAACAUUUUACUUAAAGUAAAAAAUUUAGUAAAUGAUGAAUUUACAGACAAAAAUGCUUCAUUCGGACUAACAUACGAAAAUAUCUCUAAUAUUUACAAUAAAUUUCACUUAAAUAAAGAAAAUCGAAUUUUAAUGCAAUAUAUAAUAUAUAAAUACUUUAAAGAAAAGAAUUACAUAGUGAAAGACGGAUUGAAAUUUGGAGUUGAUUAUAUAUUAUACCACAAAAGUCCUUCUUUAGUACAUGGGAAACAUUGUAUAUUAAUAUGUAAAUUUACAUAUGAUGAUAAUGAUCAAUUAGAAUCUGAUGGAUAUGAAGAAAUUACUUAUAAUAAUAAAAAAUAUCUGGUAAAAUUUCCUGUAAUUAAUUAUAAAAAGAUUAUUAAUUUAUCAAGAUUAUGCGAGUCUGUCUCAAAAAAACUUAUUUUAGUUGAAUGUAAUUCCAAAUGUGAAGAAAUACAGUGUAUAGAAAUUUCAAGAUUUUUUUAA